Molecule: messenger RNA, 744 nt
Organism: Helianthus annuus (common sunflower)
Lineage: Eukaryota; Viridiplantae; Streptophyta; Magnoliopsida; Asterales; Asteraceae
Product: ethylene-responsive transcription factor ERF107
Exons: 1
Coding region: 1-744 (247 amino acids)
Biological process (GO): ethylene-activated signaling pathway; regulation of DNA-templated transcription
Molecular function (GO): DNA binding; DNA-binding transcription factor activity
Source: RefSeq, a predicted model, not a curated record
AUGAACGAACAAGUCGAUUAUGAUGUUUCCCUCCUUGAAUCCAUUGAUAAUUACCUUCUUAAUGAUUGUUCUGAAAAUUUAUAUGAUGAUCAUAAGCCAGUUGGUUUUCCGGUGAUCGGUUCUAAUGACUUGAAAUAUCCAGACAUGUUGUCCGAGUUCGAAUCGAACUUUGGCUUCUUACAGGGCGAUAUUAGUGACGAUAUCUUUCCCUUUCCUUGGUCUUCUAAUACUAACGACGCCCCACAAAUAUAUCCAGAAUAUUCAGUAGAUAUUCCAGUCAUCGAGAAUGAUGUUUCCACUACGUGUUUACCUUCAAUGGAGGCCAUGACUAGCAUGCCUCUAAAUUUGGAUUUCUCAACAGGAAACUGCUCGGUGGCGUAUGGUGUCCAGGAAUAUAAUUCUGGUGAGUUGAAGAAAACUGAAGAUCAUUCUGUGCCUAAAAGGAAAUACCGAGGAGUAAGGAAGCGGCAGUGGGGGAAGUUCACGGCGGAGAUGAGAAACCCGGAGAAAAAGGGAGAGAGAUUAUGGCUUGGAACGUAUGAUACACCGGUGGAGGCAGCCAUGGCCUAUGAUCGAGCCGCUUUUAAGCACCGUGGGUCUCAUGCUAUGCUUAACUUUCCGCAUUUGAUCGAGUCACAUUACGAGAUUUUACAAAAAUAUAUUAAGAAAAAGCGUUCAAGAUCAGCUUCCACGUCUUCUUCGUCGCCGGAUUCCUCAAAAUACUGUAGCCAAGGAAAAAGAUGA